AUCGAUGGCCAACUUUUGAGCCAUGGCUUUCGAGCGCUUUGUGGCCCAGCGAGCGUCUCAGGUGAGGGCCAAGGGCGAGGAUGUGGGCUCUGGUUGGUCACAGGAAGCCUUGCUGUCAGGUGCCGGCUGGGAAGCCUUGGGUGAGUCGACCAGGAGUUUCCGCGAACUCUACGGCUUUCCUGCGACGCUGGCAUGGGCUGCCUUACAGCUGAAGGAUCUCCCACCAGCAAGGCAUGUGGAGGUAUGGAUCAUUGGAGCCCGCAGCGGCAUGGAAGGAUGGUUGGCGGAGGAAGGCAGCUGGGAUUUCUUGAUCGAGAUCUUCCCAACGUCGUCGUGGAAGCUUUGUUUGAUUGGACCAGAGAUGCGUGAAGACCUGAGGUUGGGUGCUCGAGUGGAGGUUGAGUCUGCACGACUUCAGGGCCAUGAGUGGAUUCAGAAAGAUGGUUUGUGCCCCGAUCUGGUGGUUUGUUUCAACUCUGGCAUUGGAACACUAUCCGUGUCCAUCACCAAACCCUGGCUGCUGACCGUGGCUGCAUUGCUGAAGCUAGAUGUGCCAAUUCUCUUCACGUGCUUCGGCUUGAAGGAGCGCAAGGGAGAGGAGUUCCUUCUUAGGGGUCUAUUCAAGGCUCGAGUGCUUGUGGACUUCCUUGAAAACCCAUUUCGACAGAGGCCGGGCGAUCGACCCGGUUGCUAUCGAUCUCUUGAGGAGGAAAGCUUGUCAGCUCCUGAAGGUGAGGCGGAGCUCUGCAAUGCGCAGUUGUGGUGGGCGCAAGGAUCGCAGCUGAGUGCGGAGGAGUUGGAUCAGGUUGCCUUGAAGGCACCCAAGGUCUUGGAGGAGCUCACCCAGAGCUAUGCCCUGCAGGUCUGGUGUGGAUCAUGGUACACCAAUGAGGUGGUCAAAGCACGGGCUAUAUAA
Molecule: messenger RNA, 916 nt
Organism: Cladocopium goreaui
Lineage: Eukaryota; Dinophyceae; Suessiales; Symbiodiniaceae
Source: the annotation of a GenBank genome assembly